Messenger RNA from Physella acuta, 2975 nucleotides. RefSeq names its product vacuolar protein sorting-associated protein 37A. Gene Ontology annotation, biological process: protein targeting to membrane; protein targeting to vacuole; ubiquitin-dependent protein catabolic process via the multivesicular body sorting pathway. Gene Ontology annotation, cellular component: ESCRT I complex. The record is from RefSeq and is a predicted model, not a curated record. Lineage: Eukaryota; Metazoa; Mollusca; Gastropoda; Physidae.
UUCCUGUCAUAUUUUCGCAUUUUUUUGUGUGCCCUUUGAUGCAGUUGCACCCAGGAUAGAUUUCAAUGAGUCAUUUUCUUUUUUUAAAGGAGUGACUGGCUAAAUCUGAAUGAUCAUGAAUCGACUAUUCGGGGGUAAAAACAAAGGAUCAUCAGCUACCAAUCUUCAAGCUCAAAAGUCGAAGCAAGUGGAAAGUCUUAAGAAAAUUGGGGCUGUAGAAAUACUAAGAGACCAGGAAUACAGAGUCAACGUUAAACAAGGUUCAACAAAUCUCUCUAUUUUGAUUAACUUGCCAUCACAUUUUCCUAGUGACAAACCUGUACUCACUGUACAGCCUGCUGUCACACAUCCAUGGGUAGACACACAGAUGAAAGUUGUGGGGUGUAACAGUAUUAACAAUUUUUCCAUGCAUUCAGAUCUCGGGCUUGCUGUACAGAAUGUGCUAGAGGAAUUCAAAAAGACACCACCAGUUAUUCUACCCCAGCAUUACAACUUAGGGUCCAGCAUCCCUACUGUUGGCUCUUCAGUCGCAUCACCAAAUUAUACACAAUGUCCUUACCCUGGUAGUCAGCCUUCAGUAAUUCCUCCACCCCUCCCCCCUCGAAGGAAUCAAGGGACUGUGGGUGACCUGGGAUUGGAUCAGUUGACACUUGGGCACUCACAAAUAACAAACAUAUUGUCAGAGUUCCCAGCUCUGAAGGAUAUGAAACUAUUUGAACUUGAGGAACUGAUGAGUGAUGAAGAAAAAAUAACAGAGAUGGUCCAAAAGUCACAAGAAUUGAUAAAGUUUACUCAACAACGAGAAGAGCUUUCCUCAGCUUGUGUUCAUUUAGCAAAAAGUAACUUAUCCAAAAAGCCUGCUAUUGACAGUCUUAAACAAAGUAUAAAAGAAAAGAAUAUUGAACUGGAAAAUUUAAAAGUAGAAUUUGAGAAGCACUGUGAGCACCACAUGACAUUGUCUGACCAAUACCAUCCAUUACAUAUACAAUCAAAUCUUAAAGUAGCUGUUAUGGAAGCGGAUGAAGAAUCAGAAAUUAUAGCAGAGCAAUUUUUGGAAAAAGAAAUGGAUGUUGAUGAGUUUUUGAAAAAGUUCAUGGAAAAAAGAACAUUGUGCCAUUUACGUCGAGCUAAAGAAGAGAAACUGAACCAUAUUAUAUUAUCUCAAGGCCUUCGAUUCUAAAUACUGAUUUGUUAUCACGCUUAUAUCUUGUAUUUACUUAACUCAUUCCUUGUCAAGUAUUACUUAUUGUAAUUUGCAUUCUUAGUGAGGCACUGGAAAAGCAAACAAAGAUUGGCAUUUUUUAAAAUGAAAAUUCCUGUGUUGUGUUUAUAUAUUUUAUUAUAAAAUUUUUGUUUCAUUAAUCUACUUAUUAAAAAAAAACUGAGGGUUAAGUAGUGUUUACAAUAACUACACUUGUAAUGUUCUAGUCAAUCACUUUAAUUGAACUGUAUGAUUGAAUUUGUAGUUCUAUCAGUUUGAUGAGGUUUGUUACCUCUCUUUCCACUAGUAAACUACCAUAAAAGGUUAAAGGAUUUUAAAAUUAAAACAGAUUUACAUAGAGAAAACAAGUAAAUUAAUAUAGAGCCGCUAUUUCCAACCUUUAAGUUGCAACAUUGUUUUAUUAAUGAAUAUUUUGUUACCAGUGUUUAGAUAUUUUAAAACAAAAUGCUUAUAGGGAGUUAUAUUUUUAAAAUUAUUUGAAUCAAAAUUAAGAUUGUAUUAUUUGUAUAUGGGUACUAAAAAAUGUCCUCGACUUAAAAGAAUCAGCUUAAAACCCGGAUAAAAAAAAUAAUAGUUCUUUUUAAAAAAUUAAAUUAUUGUUGGGAUUAAAUAAUAAAUAUGCUGCUGAUAAAUAUUCACUGUUAUUGAUUUUAAUUUUUAGCUAUUAAAUUGUUUUACAAAAACCAUUUGAACAUGUAAAAUCAUUUCCAUAAAGAAAGUAAAUUUACACAUGUAUUAAAAAUGUGUUUUAGUUUCAUAGAAAUUUAUUUCUCGUAACCUUUCUAAGAAGGUUCAUUUGGUAUUGUAAAACACGGAAUAUCUUGGGAUAGUGUGCUCACGAAAAGUGAAGGUUGAAAACUAAAUCUAAGCAAUUCCCUUAAAAAAAGCUUUGCAAAAUUCUAAUCCACAUUAAUAGAUUCAACAACAAUAUUGUCAGAUACAUGAAUAAAGGUUGUGCACUUCUCUUUGUUGUUAGGUUUUAUGUAUAUGUGCAAUUUAUAAGACGUUUUUCAUGACACAAUUUAUGUGAAUAAUUUUGUUUUUGCAAUAUUUAAGAGAUUUGCAAACAUUUCUUUUGUCAACAGAAAUUUUUAAUGAAAUAAUUUUAAAAAAAAUGAAAUUCUGAUCUUAUUUCUGUUUUAUUGACUUAAAAACAAUCCACCAUGAAAACCUUGUCUGUAAAUACCUGCUUGUAUGAGAAAAUUAUGUCAGUAUUAUUUUAAAAGUACAGAUUUUUUAGAAAAAUUUGUUAUGCAAAUUCAUAAAGCAUCAAGAUGUUACCCUGUUGUGUGUAUUAAAAUUUCAAAAUCCCAAUUUAUAUUAUUCACCAAACCCAAAUUUCUAAAUUAAAGUCUAGCCUUUUAUGUCGUGUACAUGUUUUAGUAAUAAAUUGUAAUUUUCUGUAUUUGAGCUGUAAUUAAUUCCUAAUAUUUUCCCUAUGUUGUAGAUGGGGUUAUAAUUAUAACCUUGCAUUUUAAAAUCUACUAGAUAGACAUAUGCACAUAACCAAAUCAAUGAUUCCUAAAAAUAAAAAAAAACAUCAUGUCUUACAUUAUUGAGCUUCAUUGUAUUAAUUUUAAGGGGAAAAAUUCUUGAGCAUUGUAUAUGUUUGUGUAUUGGAAGUUAAUGAUCUGUUAGCUUUUUAAAAUGUAACAAUGCUUAUUCAUGUGAAAUCCAAUUGGUUCAUUAUUUUUGUUUUCUAAGGUUUUAAAUGCAUAAUUUUGUAUAUUAAAAACAAUAAACGAAAAAAAUG